Messenger RNA from Monopterus albus (swamp eel), 1302 nucleotides. RefSeq names its product guanine nucleotide-binding protein G(I)/G(S)/G(O) subunit gamma-10. The record is from RefSeq and is a predicted model, not a curated record. Gene Ontology annotation, cellular component: heterotrimeric G-protein complex. Gene Ontology annotation, molecular function: G-protein beta-subunit binding. Gene Ontology annotation, biological process: G protein-coupled receptor signaling pathway. The transcript has 3 exons. The coding region runs from base 121 to 336 and encodes 71 amino acids. Lineage: Eukaryota; Metazoa; Chordata; Actinopteri; Synbranchiformes; Synbranchidae.
UAGAGGGGCGGGGCACAGAGUGACCAACGUUUCCCACACGGGUUUAGUUCGAGCAGUUGGGGUCAGUUUCCGUUCGGUGGUGGUAGUUGUAUGUAACAACUUUCAACUUUUCUUGUCGUCAUGUCCAACAACAAUGCCAGCAACAACUUAAUUGUCGCUCAGAGGGCCGUGAAGCAGCUCCGGUUAGAGGCCAGUAUCCGAAGAAUCAAGGUGUCCCAGGCUGCUGCUGAGCUGAGGAACUUCUGUCUGCAAAAUGCAUCCAAGGACCCUCUCUUGGUCGGGGUCCCCUCCAGUGAUAAUCCUUUCAGACCCCCCAAGUCCUGCUCCCUGUUCUGAGCAGCACCCUGAUUUUAUCUGUCGAAGGCUUUCUUCACUUCUACUUCAUGUUGUUGCAGAGCAACCAGCUCCUCUUUGGAUGAUGCAGCCUGGGGCUGAUUGAGGGAGGGGUCCACUUAUUUGCCAAAACUAAUAGUAUCAUAAGUCCCAUCUGUUACAUUAAAACAGGGCCAAAAAUGUUACUGACACUAACUUGACUAAUGAUUAAGCUGCUCUUGGUUUACUUUGGACUAAACAUGCCCAGUCUCAAUUUAUUGACAUGCCAGUGUCCAUCUGCAGGCGGUGAAAUUCAUCCCAUGUGACUGGCUUCUGCAAGUGCAACUUCCUCUUGUAUUUUGUAUGGCAGGUGGCGAAACAAACAAUUUAAACCAAAUAAGAAUAUGUGUUAUAUAUACACUGUAUUGCAUAUAAUGUGUCUCUACAAAACACUAGCUGGGUAUGUGGCUUACAGACAUGCUGAUUUAACUUUUGAGCUAAACUGAUUGGUGUCUUAAACUACCCGUGUAUUUGUGGCAGUGGUAAAGGUGUUAAUACUACUUUGAGGUACGACGGCAUGGUACAGAUUUGAACCCUUUCCGUGCAGAGCACGUGAUAGGUGAUUAACCCUCCAUCCCGUCUUUUUCUGUGUAUAUUUAACAGCAAGUUAAAGUUGCUUUUAUUAGUCUGUAUAUGUCUUUAAUAAAAAAAAAACAAGCACAUCAAGGCCUUACGCUAUUUGGAUAGUGAAACCUGUUAGCAAAUUGAAUGUGUCUCUUUGAAUACCCAAACAGAAAAUGUUCCUGUCUAUUCAGAACCUCCAAAUAUUGUUUGCAUUUAAUGAAUCACACUGAAGUGACUUAAUGUAUUAAUUGUUUUCCACACUGAAAUCAUGUUCCUAUCAACUAAAACAUUUACUACUGUUAGCCUGUAUCUUUGAUUACUCUGGGCAAUCUUACAAAUUAAAUGACUUUAUCAGACAAUGAAGAA